Molecule: messenger RNA, 676 nt
Organism: Aspergillus japonicus CBS 114.51
Lineage: Eukaryota; Fungi; Ascomycota; Eurotiomycetes; Eurotiales; Aspergillaceae
Exons: 1
Coding region: 99-554 (151 amino acids)
Source: RefSeq, a predicted model, not a curated record
UGUCGCGGUGGACCAGAAAGAGUGACUGAGAGAGAAGGUGAUGAUUUGCGUGGGUAUCUCUGAAUCCGCCGACAUCUUCUGGUCUUUUAAACCAGGCCAUGCUGUUGGCCCCCAAGUAUAUCCGCUCAGGAUCGUUUGGUGGUCUCAGGUCAGCCCGGCUCACCUUACUCCUUUCAUUAGACAAUCGUCUGUCCGCAAAGAGUAAUAUUCUAGACUUGGACUUCACAAUGCAGCUCCUAAGGGGCGCAGUCAUGGGGGAGCCAACCGGCGAUAGCUCUCGUUCCUGGCCAAGUUGGGGGCGGCUGCAUAGGGCUUCGCUGAGACCCAUCACAGCAACCUUCGCCCGCAAUCACACCCAAGCACUGGGCCCAGUGCAUAGACCUUUGAAUUCUCGUGUCUCUCUAAUGUGGGACGCAGAGCAGCUGUCUGGCUUGCGCGAUGCCACACAAAGAUCUUGUACCUUUCUUGGCGUCAGAAUUGUGCCUCGUCCAGACAGAGCGAAAAGACCGAUCCAUCUAGCUGAAAGGGAAGGACCCUUCCCACAACAAUCUUAGAGUUGUUUCAAGGCCCCUGCUUGCCGUCGCAGUAGGAUGGAUGGUGUAUACCAACACAGGUCAAGCAUUCUCAUCCAUGGGAUAGGCUCAGAAAAUGCUUGGCUCGGAUCCAUGUACCUCGC